CGAGGAACGAGAGGACCGACGGCACACACGGUGAGUCCCGCGCUGCCGUGCACGCACUCACCGAGGGUCCUGCCCGUCUCUGCAUCCUCCCUGCACCGAGUCACCUGUCCCCAUGGAGGGGAUGGAAGCCGGGCCGCCGGCCACCUUCGGCGCCUGGGACUACGGGGUGUUCGCGGCCAUGCUGCUGGUGUCCACGGGCAUCGGGCUGUGGGUCGGCUUGGCCCGCGGCGGCCAGCGCAGCGCCGACGACUUCUUCACCGGGGGUCGGCAGCUGGCGGCCGUGCCCGUGGGGCUGUCGCUGGCCGCCAGCUUCAUGUCGGCGGUGCAGGUGCUCGGGGUCCCCGCCGAGGCGGCGCGCUAUGGUCUCAAGUUCCUGUGGAUGUGCGCGGGCCAGCUGCUCAACUCGCUGCUCACCGCGCUGGUCUUCUUGCCGGUUUUCUACCGCCUGGGCCUCACCAGCACCUACCAGUAUCUAGAGCUUCGCUUCAGCCGAGUGGUGCGGCUCUGUGGAACGCUGCAGUACCUGGUGGCCACGAUGCUGUACACAGGCAUCGUGAUCUACGCACCCGCACUCAUCCUGAACCAAGUGACCGGGUUGGAUAUCUGGGCGUCGCUACUGUCCACGGGAGUAAUCUGCACCUUGUACACGACCGUGGGCGGUAUGAAGGCUGUGGUCUGGACAGAUGUUUUCCAGGUCGUGGUGAUGAUCAGCGGCUUCUGGGUGAUCCUGGCCCGAGGCGCCAUGCUCAUGGGAGGCCCCUGGAAUGUGCUCAGUCUUGCCCAGAACCUUUCCCGGAUCAACCUGAUGGACUUUGACCCAGAUCCUCGGAGCCGCUACACCUUCUGGACUUUUGUAGUUGGUGGUACGCUGGUGUGGCUCUCCAUGUAUGGUGUGAACCAAGCCCAGGUACAGCGCUAUGUGGCCUGCCGCUCAGAGAGUAAGGCCAAACUGGCCCUGCUUGUCAACCAGCUGGGCCUCUUUCUGAUCGUGGCCAGCGCGGCUUUCUGUGGCAUUGUCAUGUUCGUCUUCUACAAGGACUGUGAUCCCCUCCUCACAGGACGCAUCUCUGCACCAGAUCAGUACAUGCCGCUACUCGUGUUGGACAUUUUCGAAGACCUGCCCGGAGUCCCCGGACUCUUCCUGGCCUGUGCCUACAGUGGCACCCUCAGCACAGCAUCCACUAGUAUUAACGCCAUGGCAGCCGUCACGGUGGAAGACCUCAUCAAGCCGCGGAUGCCUGGCCUGGCACCUCGGAAGCUCGUUCUCAUCUCUAAAGGGCUCUCCCUCAUCUAUGGCUCAGCCUGCCUCACGGUGGCUGCUCUGUCCUCGCUGCUGGGAGGUGGUGUCCUCCAGGGCUCCUUCACGGUGAUGGGCGUCAUCAGUGGGCCUCUGCUAGGUGCCUUCACUCUGGGAAUGCUGCUGCCAGCCUGCAACACACCUGGCGUCCUGUCUGGACUGGCUGCAGGCUUGGCUGUAUCCCUGUGGGUGGCCUUGGGGGCUACACUGUAUCCACCUGGAGAGCAGAUCAUGGGCGUGCUGCCCACCUCCGCCGCCGGCUGCACCAAUGCAUCGCUCCUCAUGGGCCAACCUGGAGCUGCCAACACCUCCAGUGGGGUCCCUAGCUCCAGAGUAGAGGCAGACCGCCCCGCGCUCGCCGACACCUUCUACGCCAUCUCCUAUCUCUACUACGGGGCUCUGGGCACGCUGACCACCAUGCUGUGCGGAGUUCUCAUCAGCUAUCUGACAGGGUCCGGAAGACAUCCCUGCUGUGACCAAAAAGCCCUCUGGCUUCCUGCCAGGCGACGAGGCCCACCUGCUGUCCCUGGGGCGCGAGACCAACCUCUGAGGGCGAUGCCCCAGAAGGCCAAUGGCGGGCCUCGGGUCAUCAGCCUCCUCUCUGGUUGGCUGGACGGGAGCGGACAGAAGCUUGGCUGGUACUGGCUCUGCUCCCUCCCGGGUCCCCUUGGCCCUCCCACGCUCAAAGAAGGAUGGUUCUCCAUCCACAAAGGAAACCGUCUGGAACCUUCUGGACCUUGUAGAGCUGCGGUCAGCGGCUGAGAAAGCUCAGCUGCUCUGACAGGCUUGCCGGCUGAGCCACCCGGGCCCUUUUAACAGGCAAAGAAACUGAGGACUGUCGCCCAGCAGUGGGGAGGUUCAGAAAUACAGGGUCAUCCUCGGCUACAUGGUGAGGCCAUUCUGGGCUACAGGAGACCCUGUCCCCAAACAAACAAAUAUAGGUGACCUUUGCUGUCACCGUGCUUGGCAGGAAAGGGCUUCCCCAGCACACAGUAGGCCCAGGAUCCCCACCACCAAGGAGUUUUUUAAAAUAGUGGAAGGGACAUAGACACAUGGAAAACCAAGGCAGGGGCGAAAGCAAGGGGUCUCUAGGACAUAGAGCGCCAGGGUUGCGGGAGCUGCCGGGAGCUGCCAAGGGAUGGAUUCCUGGAGACCCCACAAGACACACGGACGUGGUAACACCUUGACUGCGGACUUAAAGUUUGCAGAACAAAACUAUCCGAGAGCGUGUUUGUUUUGUGCUAAUUCCUUCCGCUUCACAAGGCCCCGUGAAUGCCAUCUCCCAUGCUUCCCACCUUCACCUCCGCGUGCGUGCUGAGCAAGCUGCCACUGAACUGCACACCUACAUAGACCGCCCUUUUUUUUGACGCAGUGAUUUAUUCAUGCUUCUGGGUAUAUCAAUAUUUCACUUUUAUUCAGUGCCAAGUAGUAUUCCAUUGUACGGACAUACCACAGUGUGUCAACUGGCUAGCUGC
Molecule: messenger RNA, 2772 nt
Organism: Alexandromys fortis (reed vole)
Lineage: Eukaryota; Metazoa; Chordata; Mammalia; Rodentia; Cricetidae
Gene: Slc5a5
Product: solute carrier family 5 member 5
Exons: 14
Coding region: 113-2059 (648 amino acids)
Biological process (GO): thyroid hormone generation; sodium ion transport; iodide transmembrane transport
Cellular component (GO): membrane; extracellular exosome
Molecular function (GO): sodium:iodide symporter activity
Source: RefSeq, a predicted model, not a curated record